Messenger RNA from Monoraphidium neglectum, 741 nucleotides. RefSeq lists its product as hypothetical. Gene Ontology annotation, molecular function: acyltransferase activity, transferring groups other than amino-acyl groups. The coding region runs from base 1 to 741 and encodes 246 amino acids. The record is from RefSeq and is a predicted model, not a curated record. The transcript is spliced from 3 exons. Lineage: Eukaryota; Viridiplantae; Chlorophyta; Chlorophyceae; Sphaeropleales; Selenastraceae.
AUGAUCGUCCUGCCCUAUGCGCUGCCCCCCAUCGCGGCGCUUAAAAAGAAGGGCCUCCGGAAGCUGCUGCUGCUGCUCACCGCGGUGUCGCUGGUCGGCAAGCUGGCGUACUCGUACGAUCUGAACGCCUGGACGCUCCUGGAGGGCGUCACCCCGCCCAGGGCCCACCCCAACCAGUUCUUCUGGAACGUCACCCGCUUCCACCCCUUCUACGCCGUCCUCGAGGUGCUCACGGGCGCCGCCGCCGCGCGGCUGGUGAUGACCGACGGGCUCGACCCCGACGGCGGUGCGGCGGCACCCAAGGCGGGCAGCGCGCUGCUGCCCGCGGCCGCCCUCGUCGCGGUCACCUGGGCGCGCGCGGCGGGGUGGCUGCCGCUCAACGACCCCCUGACGCGCGUGCUGCUGUUUGUGCCGCUCUUUACGGCGCUGGUGAUGAGCAUCCACCGCAACACGCUGGGCGGCGCCAAGGGGCUGGUGGAGUUUUUGGGGCAGCCGCUGGUCACAUACCUGGGCACCAUCUCCUUCCCCAUCUUCAUCCUGCACGGGCCGCUGGGCCAGGUGUUUUACAAGAAGGUCAUCGCCACCAAGCUGUUUGGCGCGGUGAUGGGCCCCCAGUUCUUCCCGGUGUACUGCGGCAUCGUGCUGCUGUCGGCCGCCCUGGUGCAGAAGCUCUUCCUGGAGAACAAGAAAGUCCAGGAGAUCUCAGGGAACGUCACAAAGGCCAUAUCCGAUGCUCUCUGA